Messenger RNA from Adineta steineri, 725 nucleotides. The record is from the annotation of a GenBank genome assembly. NCBI's taxonomy places the organism in Eukaryota, Metazoa, Rotifera, Eurotatoria, Adinetida, Adinetidae.
AUAUGAAUCACUCGAAACUGUAACAAACAACUUCACCAAUGAUGCAACGCGAUUUUAUUGUUCUAAACUAAAAGGACUUCAUAUGGACAAGCCGUUUGUUCGACGAAAACAUUUUGAUGACUAUUUUCCUUUAUUAUUGUACAUGUCGAAAUUUUGUCAGAAUCUUUUUUUUGAAUAAAAGAAAGUACUUGAUAAAAAUGAAAUAUAUUUGAAUCAGCUAAAGUUAAAUUACUAAUGGACUAUUAUAUAGUCACUUCUGUUCAUUUGAACUUGAUCAUGAAUUGUAUGAUGAUAAAUGUGUUAUGAUUUAUGAAUGUUGUUCAAAUGAUCGAGACAUUCUUUAUGUUACAUUUAUUGAUGAUGUUAUUAAUAUGCGCUGUUCAAUAAGGGGAACAUCAAAAUCAUCAUGUCGACAUUCAGAUUCUGACGAAACCUUAUCCGAUGGAAAUGAAAGAACAAUCAGUUCUGAUGAACUUGAAAGUAGUGGUUCUGAAGGUAAUGAUUCAUUAAUUGAAGAAUUCAACCAAAGUUCAAUGGAUUAUUGGGAAUGGAAAGUAGUGGCGUAUCCAAGGCCUGGCAUGGCCUGGCACUGCCAGGCCACCGAUUCUGAAUCGAUUUCCAAUGAUGCUGAUCCAACAACAACAACUGAUGACAAAGAAUUAAUUCCAAAAUGGUUCGAACGUGCAUCAUCAAUGAUAGUUGAAACAAAACCAGUUGAAUUAUAA